GUUGUAUGUAAAUGGUUGUAAAAGUGAUAAAAACGUCCAACUAGCCUCGUAACUGUUCACAACUAAAAGUUGGGUUACGGAGAAAAACGUUUUCUUAAUUUGCGCCAUAAUAACGUAGCACGACUUAAAGCAAUCUUAAUAUUAUCGUUUUGUCUAUCUGUGGUUAUAAUAAGUUGCAUUUAAUGUAUUAUCGAGUUGGUGCAACGAUUAUGUUUGAUUUCGUAUAAAGUCGAUAAAUAUACUUGAAAAAUGUCGAUUCCACCAUACUUAUUGGGUCCAAAUCCAUGGGCAACCAUGAUGGCCCAACAACAGGCCCAUGCUCAGUUAGCCGCAGCUCAGGCUCAUGCUCAAGCAGCUGUACACGCGCAAGCUGCGCAUCAUGCUCACAUGCAAGCCAUAGCAGGACCGCCGUUACCACAAAUGCCGAAGCAACCUGAAGUUUUAUCAGAAGACAAGUUACAAGAAAAAGCUCAAAAGUGGCAACAACUUCAAUCAAAAAGAUUUGCAGAAAAAAGAAAAUUUGGGUUUGUGGAUGCACAAAAAGAAGAUAUGCCACCGGAACAUAUAAGAAAAAUUAUUAGAGAUCACGGAGAUAUGAGUAGCAGGAAAUAUAGACACGAUAAACGUGUUUAUUUAGGAGCAUUAAAAUAUAUGCCUCAUGCUGUUAUGAAGCUUUUAGAAAAUAUGCCUAUGCCUUGGGAACAAAUUCGAGAUGUAAAAGUUCUGUAUCAUAUCACAGGUGCAAUUACGUUUGUAAAUGAAAUUCCAUGGGUUAUAGAACCUGUGUAUAUCGCUCAGUGGGGUACAAUGUGGAUUAUGAUGCGACGUGAGAAAAGGGAUCGUAGACAUUUCAAAAGAAUGAGAUUUCCGCCAUUCGAUGACGAGGAACCUCCGCUAGAUUAUGCGGACAAUGUUUUGGAUGUAGAACCAUUAGAGGCCAUUCAAAUCGAACUUGAUUCGGAAGAAGAUGAAUCUGUGGCAUCAUGGUUUUAUGAACACAAACCACUCGUUGGUACUAAGCAUGUAAACGGAUCGACUUAUCGAAGAUGGAAUUUGACUUUACCACAGAUGGCAACUUUAUAUCGCUUGGCGAAUCAAUUGUUAACUGACCUAGUAGAUCAAAACUUUUUCUAUCUUUUUGAUCCAAAAUCAUUUUUCACCGCAAAGGCGUUAAAUAUGGCUAUACCGGGUGGUCCAAAGUUCGAACCACUGGUGAAAGAUUCAAAUGCAGCUGACGAAGAUUGGAACGAGUUUAACGACAUAAAUAAAAUUAUCAUUCGACAGCCUAUAAGGACAGAAUAUCGCAUCGCAUUUCCUUAUUUGUACAAUAAUAUGCCGCAUUUUGUGCAUUUAUCGUGGUACCAUGCACCAAACGUUGUUUACAUAAAAACGGAAGAUCCUGAUUUACCUGCUUUUUAUUUCGAUCCAUUGAUCAAUCCUAUUUCUCAUAGAAAUUCGUUGAAGACCGUGGAACCACAAAUCGAAGACGACGAAGAUUUUGUACUGUCAGAGGAAGUACAACCAUUCCUUCAGGAAACUCCUUUAUAUACAGACAAUACCGCGAACGGAAUUGCUUUAUUAUGGGCACCUAGACCAUUUAAUACUCGUUCCGGUAGAACGAGAAGAGCUAUCGACAUUCCGUUAGUGAAAUCGUGGUACAGAGAGCAUUGCCCACCCGGCCAACCUGUUAAAGUUCGCGUCAGUUACCAAAAGUUGUUGAAAUACUUUGUAUUGAAUGCCUUGAAGCAUAGACCUCCGAAACCACAGAAGAAACGUUAUUUAUUCCGAUCGUUCAAAUCAACGAAAUUUUUCCAAACCACUACGAUAGAUUGGGUCGAAGCUGGUUUACAAGUAUGCCGACAAGGAUAUAAUAUGUUGAAUUUACUGAUUCAUAGAAAAAAUUUAAACUACCUUCAUUUAGAUUACAAUUUCAACUUGAAGCCGGUUAAAACGUUGACAACAAAAGAGAGAAAAAAAUCUAGAUUCGGAAAUGCUUUCCAUUUGUGUCGCGAGAUUCUUCGUUUGACAAAACUGAUUAUCGACUCUCACGUUCAGUAUCGUUUAAAUAACGUUGAUGCGUUUCAACUCGCGGAUGGAUUACAGUACAUUUUUGCUCAUGUUGGCCAGUUGACUGGAAUGUAUCGAUAUAAGUAUAAACUGAUGAGACAGAUUAGAAUGUGCAAAGAUUUGAAACAUUUGAUAUAUUAUCGUUUCAAUACGGGUCCUGUCGGAAAAGGUCCUGGAUGCGGAUUUUGGGCACCUGGUUGGAGAGUAUGGCUCUUCUUCAUGAGAGGAAUUACACCGUUGUUAGAAAGAUGGUUAGGGAACUUGCUGUCUAGGCAAUUCGAGGGUCGUCAUUCAAAGGGUGUUGCUAAAACUGUAACGAAGCAACGAGUAGAAUCACAUUUUGAUCUUGAAUUGAGAGCAUCGGUAAUGCACGAUAUCGUGGAUAUGAUGCCAGAAGGAAUCAAGCAAAAUAAAGCGCGAACAAUACUUCAGCACCUUAGCGAAGCAUGGAGGUGUUGGAAAGCGAAUAUCCCUUGGAAAGUUCCUGGAUUACCGAUACCGAUCGAAAAUAUGAUCCUUCGUUACGUUAAAAUGAAAGCAGAUUGGUGGACUAAUACCGCGCAUUACAAUCGCGAACGUAUUAGACGCGGAGCAACUGUGGAUAAAACUGUCUGUAAGAAGAAUCUUGGACGUCUGACGCGACUUUAUCUUAAAGCUGAACAAGAACGACAACACAAUUAUUUGAAGGAUGGUCCGUAUAUUUCUCCGGAGGAAGCUGUAGCUAUAUAUACCACGACCGUACAUUGGUUAGAAUCGAGAAGAUUUGCUCCUAUACCUUUUCCACCAUUAUCUUACAAACACGAUACCAAACUGUUGAUAUUAGCUUUGGAACGAUUGAAGGAAGCAUACAGCGUCAAGUCAAGAUUGAAUCAAAGCCAACGCGAAGAACUUGGUUUGAUAGAACAAGCAUACGAUAAUCCGCACGAAGCUCUGUCUAGAAUUAAACGACAUCUUUUGACGCAAAGAGCGUUCAAAGAGGUUGGAAUAGAAUUCAUGGACCUUUACAGCCAUUUGAUUCCCGUUUACGACGUCGAACCGCUCGAGAAGAUCACAGAUGCUUAUCUGGACCAGUAUUUGUGGUACGAAGCGGAUAAACGAAGAUUGUUCCCACCGUGGGUGAAGCCGUCGGAUACGGAACCACCUCCGUUAUUGGUGUAUAAAUGGUGUCAGGGUAUCAAUAAUUUGCAAGACGUUUGGGACGUUAGCGAGGGUGAAUGUAACGUCUUGUUGGAAUCAAAGUUUGAGAAACUUUAUGAAAAAAUUGAUCUUACGUUGUUAAACAGGCUCCUUCGAUUGAUCGUUGAUCACAACAUAGCCGAUUAUAUGACUGCAAAGAACAACGUUGUCAUAAAUUACAAGGACAUGAACCAUACAAACAGUUACGGAAUAAUUCGAGGAUUACAGUUUGCUUCGUUUAUAGCGCAGUACUACGGAUUGGUAUUAGACCUGCUGGUUCUUGGAUUACAAAGGGCCAGCGAAAUGGCCGGCCCUCCUCAAAUGCCAAAUGAUUUUUUGACCUUUCAAGACGUAGCUUCGGAAACGGCCCAUCCGAUCAGAUUAUAUUGCAGAUACGUGGACAGGAUACAUUUGUUUUUGAGAUUUUCCGCGGACGAAGCGAGGGAUCUGAUCCAGAGAUAUCUUACCGAGCAUCCAGAUCCUAACAACGAAAACAUCGUUGGUUACAAUAAUAAAAAAUGUUGGCCCCGAGACGCGCGAAUGCGAUUGAUGAAGCACGACGUUAAUUUAGGCCGUGCCGUGUUUUGGGACAUUAAGAACCGUUUGCCUCGUUCCACGACCACGAUACAAUGGGAGAAUAGUUUCGUUAGCGUCUACAGUAAAGACAAUCCAAAUUUGUUAUUCAACAUGAGCGGAUUCGAGUGUAGGAUCUUACCAAAAUGUAGAACGACCCACGAAGAGUUUACGCAUAGAGACGGUGUGUGGAACUUGCAAAAUGAAAUCACAAAAGAGAGAACGGCUCAAUGUUUCUUAAGGGUCGACGACGAAAGUCUCCAACGAUUUCACAACAGAGUUAGACAAAUUCUGAUGGCCUCCGGUUCGACAACCUUCACAAAGAUCGUUAACAAAUGGAACACGGCAUUGAUCGGAUUGAUGACUUAUUUCCGCGAGGCUGUGGUAAACACCCAAGAACUUUUAGAUCUGUUGGUCAAGUGUGAAAAUAAAAUCCAAACGCGUAUCAAGAUCGGGCUCAACUCGAAAAUGCCCUCCCGUUUUCCACCGGUAGUGUUUUAUACGCCGAAAGAACUCGGCGGACUUGGUAUGCUUUCAAUGGGGCACGUACUUAUACCUCAGUCCGAUUUACGAUGGUCGAAACAAACGGACGUCGGGAUCACGCAUUUCCGUUCGGGUAUGAGCCACGACGAGGAUCAACUAAUUCCGAAUUUGUAUCGAUACAUUCAACCGUGGGAGUCCGAGUUUAUAGAUUCGCAACGAGUAUGGGCGGAAUACGCGUUAAAGCGUCAAGAAGCGAAUGCACAAAAUCGUAGACUGACCUUGGAAGAUUUGGAAGAUAGUUGGGAUCGUGGUAUUCCUCGAAUAAAUACGUUGUUCCAAAAAGACAGACAUACUCUCGCAUAUGACAAAGGUUGGAGGAUACGUACAGAAUUUAAACAGUAUCAAGUGUUGAAACAAAAUCCAUUCUGGUGGACUCAUCAACGACACGACGGUAAACUCUGGAACCUGAAUAAUUACAGAACGGAUAUGAUACAAGCUCUCGGCGGUGUCGAGGGUAUUUUGGAGCAUACGUUGUUCAAGGGAACUUAUUUUCCAACUUGGGAGGGUCUUUUCUGGGAAAAGGCUUCCGGAUUCGAAGAAUCUAUGAAAUACAAGAAAUUAACAAACGCUCAAAGAUCGGGUUUAAAUCAAAUUCCAAAUCGUCGAUUUACUUUGUGGUGGUCACCGACUAUUAACAGAGCAAACGUAUACGUCGGUUUUCAGGUGCAAUUGGAUUUGACAGGAAUAUUUAUGCACGGUAAAAUUCCAACUUUAAAGAUUUCCCUGAUUCAAAUAUUCCGUGCACAUUUAUGGCAAAAAGUACACGAGUCGAUCGUAAUGGAUCUCUGUCAGGUAUUUGAUCAGGAAUUGGACGCAUUAGAAAUCGAGACUGUUCAAAAGGAAACUAUACAUCCUAGAAAAUCGUAUAAAAUGAACUCUUCUUGUGCCGAUAUUUUGCUUUUCUCCGCUUAUAAAUGGAACGUUUCUAGACCAUCUUUACUCGCAGAUUCAAAAGAUCUUAUGGAUAACACUACUACGCAAAAGUAUUGGAUAGAUGUUCAACUUAGGUGGGGAGAUUACGAUUCUCACGAUAUCGAAAGAUACGCUAGAGCGAAAUUUUUGGAUUACACAACAGACAACAUGUCUAUUUAUCCAUCACCGACAGGAUUACUGAUCGCUAUUGAUUUGGCGUAUAAUUUACAUAGCGCGUAUGGCAACUGGUUUCCAGGAUGCAAACCUCUUAUACAGCAAGCAAUGGCAAAAAUAAUGAAAGCUAAUCCGGCUUUGUACGUACUGCGAGAACGUAUCAGGAAAGCAUUGCAGCUUUACUCUUCGGAACCUACAGAACCAUAUCUGUCCUCGCAAAAUUAUGGAGAACUCUUUUCGAAUCAAAUUAUUUGGUUCGUCGAUGAUACUAACGUUUAUCGUGUCACGAUACACAAAACAUUCGAGGGUAACUUAACCACAAAGCCUAUAAAUGGGGCGAUCUUUAUUUUUAAUCCUCGUACUGGUCAACUAUUCUUGAAGAUUAUUCAUACUUCUGUUUGGGCUGGACAGAAGCGUUUAGGUCAAUUGGCAAAGUGGAAAACCGCCGAGGAGGUAGCUGCACUUAUUCGAUCGUUACCGGUAGAAGAACAACCAAAGCAAAUUAUAGUAACCAGAAAGGGAAUGUUGGAUCCUUUGGAGGUCCAUUUGCUCGAUUUUCCUAAUAUCGUUAUCAAAGGUUCGGAGCUUCAGUUACCGUUCCAGGCUUGCUUGAAGGUCGAAAAGUUUGGCGAUUUAAUUUUGAAAGCAACAGAACCGCAAAUGGUGUUGUUCAAUUUAUACGACGAUUGGUUGAAAACCAUCUCAUCUUAUACGGCAUUCUCACGUUUGAUACUGAUCCUCCGUGCGUUGCACGUUAACACCGAGAGAACAAAAGUUGUGUUAAAACCUGACAAGACAACGAUCACGGAACCCCAUCACAUAUGGCCCUCUUUAACGGAUGACGAAUGGAUUAAAGUCGAAGUACAGUUAAAAGAUCUUAUACUGGCAGAUUAUGGUAAAAAGAAUAAUGUAAACGUUGCAUCAUUGACUCAAUCGGAAAUUCGAGAUAUCAUUUUGGGCAUGGAAAUUAGCGCGCCGUCCGCGCAACGUCAGCAAAUCGCUGAAAUUGAGAAACAAACGAAAGAACAAUCGCAGCUUACAGCAACCACUACAAGGACGGUAAACAAGCACGGAGAUGAAAUUAUUACAGCUACAACCUCCAACUAUGAAACGCAAACGUUCAGUUCGAAAACCGAAUGGCGAGUAAGAGCGAUUUCUGCCACAAAUUUGCAUCUCAGAACGAAUCAUAUAUACGUAUCGUCAGACGAUAUCAAAGAAACCGGUUACACUUAUAUUUUGCCGAAGAACGUACUGAAAAAGUUUGUUACAAUUUCAGAUCUGCGAGCACAGAUCGCGGGAUACUUGUACGGUAUUAGUCCACCUGACAAUCCGCAAGUUAAAGAAAUUCGAUGUAUAGUUAUGGCUCCACAAUGGGGAACUCAUCAAACGGUUCACUUGCCUAACACGCUUCCAAAUCACCAGUAUCUCAAAGAAAUGGAACCUCUUGGUUGGAUACAUACUCAACCGAACGAGUUGCCGCAAUUAUCGCCACAGGAUAUAUCUACUCACGCUAGAAUAAUGGCAGAAAAUCCAAUUUGGGAUGGAGAAAAGACUAUCGUGAUUACUUGCAGUUUUACUCCAGGAUCUUGUUCCCUUACGGCAUAUAAGUUAACACCUAGUGGCUUUGAAUGGGGAAAACAAAAUACUGACAAAGGAAAUAAUCCUAAAGGUUAUUUGCCUAGCCAUUACGAAAAAGUACAAAUGCUGUUGUCCGAUCGUUUCCUCGGUUUCUUCAUGGUUCCGAGUCAAGGAUCGUGGAAUUACAAUUUUAUGGGAGUAAGACACGAUCCGAACAUGAAAUACGAACUACAACUGGCGAAUCCAAAAGAAUUUUAUCACGAGAUUCAUAGACCUGCCCAUUUUUUGAAUUUCUCCAGUUUGGAGGAUGGUGAGGGAGUCGGGGCUGAUCGAGAAGACGUGUUUGCCUAAAGAAGAAAGGUUUGAAAAAGCCAAUCAUUAUCGUGUUUACAAAGAUGCAUAACUUUUUUCAUUCUGUCUUUUUUUCUCUUUUCUUUUUUCUGCUUAUAAGGGAUACGUAGAAAAGAGAGAAAUAGAAGCUUUUUAAACGCGAGUAAUUCAUGUACGUGUAGUUAGGUGAUUUCAUGAUUAUGGAUCUCCAACAUGUUAACAUGUAAACAUGUAAUUAAGAGACGAUGUAGUAUUAUUAUUAUGUCGGACAUUAAUUA
Molecule: messenger RNA, 7631 nt
Organism: Osmia bicornis bicornis
Lineage: Eukaryota; Metazoa; Arthropoda; Insecta; Hymenoptera; Megachilidae
Gene: Prp8
Product: pre-mRNA-processing-splicing factor 8
Exons: 25
Coding region: 250-7374 (2374 amino acids)
Biological process (GO): spliceosomal tri-snRNP complex assembly; mRNA splicing, via spliceosome
Cellular component (GO): catalytic step 2 spliceosome; U5 snRNP
Molecular function (GO): U1 snRNA binding; U2 snRNA binding; metallopeptidase activity
Source: RefSeq, a predicted model, not a curated record